AUGGAUUCCAACUUGGAUUCCGAAUGGGAGGAGCGCAGACGCCAAAUGAUUGAAGAAGGUGAUGCUCGAAUGAGCACAAAUACACAACUUGCGGCUACUGUAGCAACAUUAUGGACUCAUGAGCAAAUACAACAACAAGCCCCGUGGGGUGGCUUUGUUGUUGGUCACAGUAACAAACGUAGGGGACGAGCUUUUAGGCAUCAAAAAUUGAUGAUGGACUACUUCGUCCAAAAUCACGUCUACGCUCCUGAGGACUUCAGACGUCGAUUCCAGAUGAGGCGUCAUGUCUUCCUUGGUUUGGUAAAUGGUAUCUCAAAUGUCAACCCCUACUUCAGACAUACAACUGAUGCCACAGGUAGUCUCAGUUUCUCACCCCACCAAAAGCUUACAAGUGCACUCCAAGUGUUGGCAUAUGCAAGCUCAACAAAUCAAAUCGAUGAAUCCAUGAGGAUGUCUGAGUCAACAUCCAUUGAGAACCUUGGGGAAUUUUGUCGUACAAUUGUUCACACAUACAGGGAUGAGUACCUCCGACAACCACCACAUGAGGACCUAAAUAUGUCUUUCUUCUUCAGCCAUCUGUCUUUCUUCCUAAACCCAUAA
This is a messenger RNA of Prunus dulcis (almond), 600 nucleotides long. RefSeq lists its product as uncharacterized. The transcript has a single exon. The record is from RefSeq and is a predicted model, not a curated record. Lineage: Eukaryota; Viridiplantae; Streptophyta; Magnoliopsida; Rosales; Rosaceae. The coding region runs from base 1 to 600 and encodes 199 amino acids.